AUGAAGAAUUUAAGUAUACCAAAGGAUAUGCGGUUAGGUGGUAUGGACGCUGCCUAUUUGCAAUUAGACAACCCUCGUCGAUCUAUGACGAUAACUACACUUUGGACAUUCAAACGUCCUUUAGAUUUAAAUCAAGUGUAUAAAGUUUUGGACAGAUUAUGUUUGGACAAUCCACGAUUUGCUAGAGUUCCAUGUCAUGGAGGAUUCUUUAAAACUCCAGCUUUAACGAUACCUAUUGGAUGGUAUCCGAAGGAUAAUGUUGUUGUGCAUCAUUUAAAAGAGCCUAGUGAUCAAAGAGCACUUCAAAAGUAUUGUGCAAAACAGGUUGGAACACCGUUCGAUUACAAUAAACCUCUUUGGCAGUUCCAUAUUAUUUAUGGACUCGAGAAUAAUGGUUGUGCAACAUUUUUUAAAGUGCAUCAUUCAAUUUCUGAUGGAGAAGGUCUUAUGAAGACUCUCAUGACCAUAACGUCCUGGGGAGGAGACACAAUCAAAAAAGAACGACCCACUAUCCUACAUCAUCCAAUGAAGAAAAGUCAUCUACAUUUAUCGUUUAAUUCUACUAUGGAAAGAAAGAUGCUGUUGAAGAAGACUUCGCAGUAUUAUUCAGUAGUCAAGAUGCUAACUUAUAUUUAUAUGGCCUUUUUAUACAUAUACAUAUACAGUUUUACAUUCUGUCAUGAUUUAUAUCAAGUUAUCUUAAUUUUGACACCUUACAUUGCUCGCAAGGACUUGUACUAUCAGGAGUUACAAUCACAUGAAAAGGAGGUGGCAUGGUCAGAGAAUAUUGAUAUAUCAGAUAUCAAAAUAGUUCGACAAGCAUUUGGUGGUACUUUGAAUGAUGUGAUGCUGACAGUUGUUACAAGAUGUAUCAAAAACUAUUUAGAAAGCAUUGGAAGGAGACAUGAUAAUUAUCUUAAACUCUUUAUUCCUUUAUCUUUACGUGAUCCAGAUGAUGACAGUCUUCAGAACCGAAUUGGUGGUGCUUGGGGCUUCUUUUCAAUGAAGGAUUUGGGAACACAGCAAUUAAUAAAUCAAGUUAGAAUGGAAACAUUUGCUAUUAAAUCAUCUAACUUUCCAUCUCUGUUGUAUGAAGGCAUUGAAAGAUCUAGUAGAACGGUACCUGGAUUACCACCCCCACUUUGUUUUAUUCGUCAUUUCUGUGACCUUGCACAUGGCGCCUUUACAAACAUCUCCGGUCCAACUUUUCCUAUCUCUUUUGCAGGAGAAGAGAUUCAAGAACAGCGUAUAUUUUCUCCUCAACUAGGUAAAGGUACAAUGGGCAUUGCCCUUAUUUCCUACUGUGAUAAGGUCAGCAUUGGCGCCUUGGCAGAUGUACACCGUCAUUAUCCUGGUCUUGCUGAAGGGAUCUGUCAAAGAUUUGUUGAAGAAUUUGAGUUCAUCCUGGAAGAAGCCAAGUUGGAACUUUCAAAGAAAAAAAGCUUAUGA
Molecule: messenger RNA, 1449 nt
Organism: Cokeromyces recurvatus
Lineage: Eukaryota; Fungi; Mucoromycota; Mucoromycetes; Mucorales; Mucoraceae
Exons: 3
Coding region: 1-1449 (482 amino acids)
Biological process (GO): triglyceride biosynthetic process
Cellular component (GO): plasma membrane
Molecular function (GO): long-chain-alcohol O-fatty-acyltransferase activity; diacylglycerol O-acyltransferase activity
Source: RefSeq, a predicted model, not a curated record